Messenger RNA from Panicum hallii, 828 nucleotides. Its product is annotated as late embryogenesis abundant protein D-34-like. The coding region runs from base 118 to 666 and encodes 182 amino acids. The record is from RefSeq and is a predicted model, not a curated record. NCBI's taxonomy places the organism in Eukaryota, Viridiplantae, Streptophyta, Magnoliopsida, Poales, Poaceae. The transcript has 2 exons.
ACAGAUUAGCCUUCACCCAACACGAAUCCCUUUCGUUCAGAGGCAAUUCGAUCGUCAGGUGCCGCAGCUUGUUGGAGCCUGGAAGUAGGAGGAAGAGCAGUAGCUAGUGGUGUAACCAUGGCGCAGCCGCAGCCGAGAAGGGAAGACCAGGCGCUGCGCCAGGCUCAGCAGGGCAACAUGGCCCCGGCAGCCGCCGCCCCGCAGCAGGAGCCCAUCAAGUACGGCGACGCCUUCUCCGUGAAGGGCGAGUUGGCCGCGCAGCCCAUCGCGCCGCGCGACGCGGCGGCCAUGCGCUCCGCCGAGGACAGCGUGCCGGGCGUCCAGGUCCCGCAGGAGAGCGGCGGCGGGUUCAGCGCCGCGGCCUUCAUGGAGUCCGCGGCCCAGUACAACGAGGCCGUCGGCGCCGUCCGGCCAGGCCAGGCCAGCGACGCCGCCGCCAAGCACGGGAUCAACGUCACCCAGGACGCCGUGCCCGGCGGACGCAUCGUCACCGAGUUCGUCGCAGGCCAGGUGGUAGGGCAGUACGCCGUCGCCGAAGCGGCGCCGGCGCAGCAGGACGCGGCGGGUGCCAACAAGGCCGCCGGGGGCGGCGGUGGUGCGGGCCACGGUGACGCAGGCGGAGCUCCCGGAGCGCGCGGCGGGCCAGCGGCGGCGAGGGGCAACUGAGAUGUUCCUACGUAUGUAAUCAACAUGCUCCAGGCCAGCGUACGAAGAACUCAUCAUGUGACCGCAGUGUGCAGACAGACCUACGCUAGAAGCUUUGUUAUGUAUCAGUUUGCUAUGUAUGCAACUGUGUACUGAAAUAAGAUAUAUUUCUUCAAAGCCAUC